GGAGGACCCACCCACACUCACUCGCAGGCGGAGAGAAAGUCUGAUGAAUGUCAUCAGCAAGGAGGGGGCGGACCAUUUGGCUGAGCAAGCUAUGGAAGAGAACCAGAAGGGCGCAGAACUAUUGACUAAGGUGAACAUAACUGAUCUGUCCUUGAUUGACAGUCUGCGGUACCGGUCCCAUUUCGAUGAUCUGUACAUCUCGUUGGCAUUAAGUGCCAUCGAGAACUACAACUUUGUCAAACGCAAUCGCCGAGCCAAUCUGGUGCACAGGGAUGUGGCAGCCAUGUUGUUCUACAGAAAAAACUACGGCGAAGCUGAGAAGCACCUGUACAUCGUUUGCGAGCAGUACGUUCAAGAUGGGUGGCGUUCACUGGAACUGGACAUCCGAUCCGACCUAGCCCACUGCCAACGGAGAUGCGGCCACUAUCAGAAGUACAUUGAGUCUUGCACCACGCUCAUUACCAAAGCCUGUCCUCUGCCGCACGAGGAGAAGGCACCGAUAAAGGGGCGAUACGAAUGUAUAGAAUUAAUAGCCUGCAUGGGUAACCUGCAGAUGCGACACAUCUACGACUAUCUGGAUAUAGAGUACACCAUUAGUGUCGAUAGUAGUCAGAUAAACCUUAGUUUAGCUCCCGAUAUCCCCGAGAAAAGUAUAUAUUUAAGUGGUAUCCUCCAGUAUAUUCCCUUGACCAUCAACACGCAUGACGGGGAUAUGUUGGAUGGUACGCUGACGUUCAUGCCGUCAGAAGGUCUGUUAAUUGAAGCAGUGCGAGAUGACAGGGGGCUAAUGUAUCCUGCAAGUGCACCAGAUGAAGGUAU
Molecule: messenger RNA, 819 nt
Organism: Sphaeroforma arctica JP610
Lineage: Eukaryota; Ichthyosporea; Ichthyophonida
Exons: 5
Biological process (GO): intra-Golgi vesicle-mediated transport; early endosome to Golgi transport
Cellular component (GO): TRAPPII protein complex
Molecular function (GO): protein binding
Source: RefSeq, a predicted model, not a curated record